This is a messenger RNA of Xiphias gladius (swordfish), 4835 nucleotides long. It is a transcript of the gene rap1gap2a, whose product is annotated as RAP1 GTPase activating protein 2a. Gene Ontology annotation, molecular function: GTPase activator activity. The transcript has 22 exons. The record is from RefSeq and is a predicted model, not a curated record. The coding region runs from base 605 to 2785 and encodes 726 amino acids. Gene Ontology annotation, biological process: activation of GTPase activity; regulation of small GTPase mediated signal transduction. Gene Ontology annotation, cellular component: cytoplasm; plasma membrane. Lineage: Eukaryota; Metazoa; Chordata; Actinopteri; Istiophoriformes; Xiphiidae.
ACAGAGCAUGCUAGAGGAGGAGGUAGAGGUGGGAAUUUAGAGGUAGGUAGACAGAGAGAUGCAGUGCCAAAGUGAAUGCGUCUGCGAGGCUGUCUGUCGAGCAGUUCGUCAUCCUCUCAUCAGGGACCAUGAUGUGUUAUGGAGCUAUGAUAUACAGAUUCACUGCAGGAGCAGGGAAUGCAGAUAGAAGUUCACCUUGAGCUGGAGUCCAACAGUGCCACUCUGGACCUUUGGGAUUACAACAAAUGCUGAUUGAUCCUACAAGCAAGAACAACAGAGAUUUGAUUGGAUCCGACAACCUGCCAAACCUGAAGUGGCUCCAGAAUUUCUAACUUUUUUGACUUAUUUGAAAACAUCUGACGGACAGGCUCUAAACUACCAAUCCAGGGCCAGAAUUCAAACAAGCUAUUGAUUUGGCAGAAACUUGGCCCGCUGUCUUGAAAGCUGACAGCAUACAGAUCCAAGACUGUGGCAUCCACAGCUCACACUGGAGCCCCGCAAAGCCACGACCAAGCAGGUCCUGCAGCCCAGGAACCCUGGAGCCAGCCUGACCUUGGACCGGCUGUCACCUGAACCCCUCCUGGAUCCAGCAGAAACGUCAAGCAUGUCUCAGACAGGAGGACGGUUCCACAACAAAAAGGCUGGCAUUCGGGCCGCCGUGAUCCUGAUUGGACUCCUGCACAAGUCUCGCAAAGCCAAGGAGAGGGAAAGGGAGAAAGAGGAGAGCGAAGGGAAACAGGAGCUGCUGAACAUCUCCAACGUCCCUCUGGGAGAAUGUCCCCCCUCACCGCCCCGCACUGCGCCGCCCAGCAUGAAGUCUGCAGAGUUCUUCGAUAUGCUGGAGAGGAUGCAGGAUGACUAUAUCCCCUACCCACGGAUAGAAGAUGUCCUGGAGAAGGGUGGUCCAUACCCCCAGGUAAUCCUGCCACAGUUUGGGGGUUACUGGAUUGAGGACGUGGAGGCACCGGCAGGGACCCCCUCCUCCUCGGAUUCUAGUUUCUGUGAGGAGGAGGACAGAGAAGAGGGCAUGAGCCCUGGUGGGGGGCACAGUUACCGUCUGGAGUGUAACAGUACAGCCCGCGCCUACCGCAAACACUUCUUAGGCAAGGAACACAUGAACUACUACUGCACUGGCAGCAGCAUAGGCAACCUCAUCAUGUCUCUGAAACACGAGGAGGCUGAGGGACAGGAUUUCUUACGCAUCAUGCUAAGAUCGAGGACCAAAACAGUCCAUGACAGGAUCUCUUUGGCAGGCAUCAACCAGCUGCCCAGUGUACCUCAGAUUGCCAAGCUUCUGUGUGACGAUGCCACAGGGCUGAAGUUCAACCCAGUCCUCUACCCUCGGGGAUCCCAGUUGAUAGUGGCUUAUGACGAGCAUGAGGUGAACAACACCUUCAAAUUUGGAGUCAUCUACCAGAAGUUCAGGCAGACAUCAGAGGAACAGUUAUUUGGGAACAAUGAGGAGACGCCAGCUUUCAAGGAGUUUCUCAGUAUCCUGGGCAACAACAUUGAACUUCAGGACUUUAAAGGGUUCCGCGGUGGGCUGGAUGUGUCCCACGGACAGACAGGGUCUGAAUCUGUCUACACCGUCUUCAGACAGAGAGAGAUUAUGUUCCAUGUGUCAACCAAGCUUCCCUUCACUGAGGGAGACGUCCAGCAGCUCCAGAGGAAAAGGCACAUAGGAAAUGACAUUGUGGCCACAGUCUUCCAGGAAGAGCCCACACCGUUUGUUCCAGACAUGAUCGCGUCCAACUUCCUGCAUGCUUAUGUGCUGGUGCAGGCUGAGAACCCGUGUACAGAGCACACAACAUACAAGGUGUCUGUUACAGCGAGGGAGGAUGUACCUCCUUUUGGACCCCCUCUCCCGAACCCAGCGGUCUUCAAGAAGGGUCCGGAGUUUCGAGACUUCCUGCUGACAAAGCUGAUCAAUGCUGAAAACGCCUGCUACAAGUCCGACAAAUUUGCCAAACUAGAGGGGCGAACGCGAGCGGCCCUGCUGGACAACCUCCAUGAUGAGCUGCACAGACAGAGCCAGGCCACGCUGGGUCUGGGCCAAGCUGGAGAGGAGGACAAGCUGGAGAACGGGGGACACGGGGGUCUGCUAGAGUCCUUCAAGAGAGCCAUGCGUGUUAGGAGCCACUCCAUGGAGACAAUGGUGGGGUCGCACCGUCACAGGAGCCCCGGGGUAGGAGGUGGGGUCCCGGCCAGCCUGAGUGGAGGGGGGCUGCCGCAGAGCACCAGCGAAUGCACAAAGAGCACCUUCACUCCUCCAGUGUUGUCAGCCAAGUCUCCGCUGAAGAGCCCUGUAAAACGGCGCUCAGGCCUCUUCCCUCGUCUCCACUCCAGCUCAGAAAGCCCCUCGGACAAACACACACGCAGCGACCAAAAGCCUGCAGACGUCUGCCUGCUGUCCCAAGAAGUGAGGUCAGAGACGUCAUCCAAUCCCAGCUCACCUGAGAUCUGCCCCAACAAAGAGAGGCCAUUUAUCAAGCUGAAGGAGUGCAGCAGCGGAAGGCCGAACAUAUCUCGUUCUUCAUCCAGCACCAGCAGCUUCAGCAGCACCACGGGAGAAACAGAAGCUCUGGAGGAACUGGAACCAGUUAGUUACCCCUGUAUAGCUUCCUCCUCUGCUUUUAGCCCUUCCCUCAGUGUCGACAGCCAGGGAUCAGGUACCCCUGUCAUCAUGUGCCGCAGUCCGACAGAUGGAAAAAAUAAGACGUCACCGAGGUCAAACUUGAAGUUCCGCUUUGACAAAAUCAGCCACUCAUCCACAACUUCCGAGUAGCUUUGUGGAAUGGAAAAAAGCGACUUGCACAACAAAGGGACAGCACAAGCUGAUGGAGCUGCAAGAAAGAAAAAAAAGAAAAAAGAAAAAAAACCCGCCACAACAACCAUAAUAUAAUCACUUUAAAACCACUUACCUAAAGCCAAGGAUAAUCUGACAAGAUUACCAACUGCAACAGAGUCCCCACGCACUAUAAACUAACUGAUAAUACUGUGAGUGUGUAGGGAGGAGAAACAGCUGACACGCUGGAUUUCUUUUUAACCAACCUUUAGCUACAGAAAUUAGUCAAUGUUACAAGUUGCUGCAUCUCAGUUGUUAAUUGUUGACAUCAUAUGAAAGUCCUGGCAUGGCUGUUAUACUGUGAGCGUAGGCCGAGCUAGACUCAGCCUCAGCUUUUUCUCAAGCCUCUUUUGUAUAAUAAGAGAGAUAGAGUGCUCCAAAGGAGUGGUAACAUGAGACUCUGGCCGGACUGUUACUCUUUCCCCUUGAAUGGUACGUCUUGCAAUAGUUCCUCUUCUGUCUAGAAAAAGGGCACAGUCACACACACAAACACACACAGGCACAGGAACUUGUUCUGUAGACUUACAGUAGCAAAGCCUUGGAGGUGGCUACACUGGGAGUCUCAGUUUUCCACUGUAGGAUCUGAACUUGUUCUUUGCAUAUAAAAAUGCCUUUCUAGGGAACAUCUUUCAUUCAAAAAAAAAAAAAAAGCCUUGGUAACCUAGCUAGCAUACCUAUGACAGCAUUUCUGUAUCUGUAAGGGUUCAUUCAAAUCUCUUAACUCAAGUGCUUGGUUAGUGGAAAUUAGCUCUCACGGGGCACAGUAGGAGACACCGCCAAUGCAUUUUGCCAUAAGCUUAUUUUAGCCAAAGCUGCGCCUUACAAUCUAUCAAAAGCCCUUUUCACCACCGAUGCUCCCUCUCUCUCUCUCUCUUUCUCUGUCUCUCACUGUGUGAGAGGAUGAGAAUCCUCUGGAUCUGGUUGCAGCACAGUUUUGGGUAGCCAGUCAACACCCACAUUUGCUGAAAAUAGAUGUUGCACUUACUGAAAACAUUUCACCUUCUGAUACCUCCCAUUGAAGCUUGCUAGCUCGGUGUAUCUGUGUUUAUGUUUGGUGGAACUUAAGAGCAGGAAAGUCUCCAAGGUUUUUAAGUCUCCCAGCACGUGAGCUGAUUAAGAUGACUUGAAAAAAGAUGCUUCAGGUUAAAAUUAACCUUUGAACCACCUUUGGCAAAAACACUUUGAAUGUGAACUUUUUUUUUGUACUUUUGAUUUUAUGCUUUAUUAGCUGUUAUUACAAAGUCUCUUAGAAGUAAAUUGCAAAGCCAGUUGCUUACAAGCACAACAGGACAAUAGGUCCAGUCUAGUCCUCAACUAUACUAUAGCAUUAGCCUCGAGCACAAACUGGAGUUAGCAGGGCAAAGUGGGAGUUUGUUAAUCAAGAAAAGGUUAAAAGACACACAGAUGUGUUUCCUAUGUGACCAAACUGGUAGGUCUUUGGAAGAAUUUCUAUGUCCUUUUACUGUGUAGAGAACCAUUCCUGUUGCCGAGAUGAUGGCUAAAUAGUUUGUGAAGUUCUGUCACAUCAAAACACACAAGGUUUAAAGGCCCCAGUCACCCAAAUUAUGAAAAAACUUUUUUAAUUUAGGUGACCUUAAACUGUCCAGGAAGUUGCUUUCAAGGAAGUUCCUUGAGAAGUACCUUUCUAAUAUAUCUGGACUAGAAGUAGAUGUAAUGACUUAGAAACACUGUUCUCCAUUAGCAUAGACCAGUUAUUACCUCGAGUAAGGGAAGCAGGAACAGAAAUCCUCCGGACAGAGGUAGGAAGUUCAGAUGUCAUUUAGUUUGUAGCAGGUAUUGCCUAAACGCCCUGCAGCCUUUUCUCUGUUAAUACGCUUAAUUUAUUAAAAUGAUAACUUCUUUUGCAUUGAUGUCAUGUAAAAAUGUAAGUGCAGAGUACGCUAAUUAAUAAGGUAAAAUGAUUAAAGGAAAUAUAUUAAUUUAAAAGAUGUCUAAACAUGUAUAUGUAUAUUUGGUUAUGUAACGUGCC